Aaosphaeria arxii CBS 175.79 is the source of this 1053-nucleotide messenger RNA. Its product is annotated as norsolorinic acid reductase. The transcript is spliced from 2 exons. The record is from RefSeq and is a predicted model, not a curated record. NCBI's taxonomy places the organism in Eukaryota, Fungi, Ascomycota, Dothideomycetes, Pleosporales. The annotation marks the transcript as partial.
CCACCAGCUCCAGUCUCCGCACUUGGCCGUCACAGAAUCCUCUCGCCAACUGCCGGCGUGAAAGUCUCGCCACUAUGCCUCGGAGCCAUGAACUUCGGCGACAACUGGAAGAGUUUCUUGGGCGAGUGCUCUAAGGAAACAUCGUUCGAGAUGCUUGACUACUUCUAUUCCCAAGGCGGCAAUUUCAUCGACACGGCCGUAAACUAUCAGAACGGACAAAGCGAGCAGUGGCUUGGAGAAUGGAUGGAAGCGAGGGGAAACAGGGACGAGAUGGUCAUCGCCACCAAAUUCACGGGUGCACAGAGAGGCCACGAAGAGGGAAUUAUACAGAGUAACUUUGGAGGAAACAGCUCAAAGAACAUACAUACGAGUAUCGAGAGGAGUCUCAGGGAAUUGAAGACUUCUUACAUUGACUUGUAUUACGUUCAUCUCUGGGACUCCACAACGUCCAUCCCCGAGAUCAUGCACACCUUGAAUGACCUAGUCGUCGCCCGCAAGGUGAUCUACCUCGGCAUCAGCGACGCCCCAGCUUGGGUUGUAACCAAGAUGAAUUGCUACGCUCGCGAGCACGGACUUCGCCAGUUCUCUGUCUACCAAGGUCGGUGGUCCGCCGCGGAACGUGACUUCGAGCGUGAAAUCAUUCCCAUGGCUCUCUCGGAAGGCAUGGCACUCGCACCGUGGGGUGCCCUCGGUGGUGGCUACUUCAAGCCCAAGGAGCUCUGGGGCAAAGAGGGAAGAAAUCUCGAAAGCGUCCUGACUGGAAAAGAAGAGCAAGUUAGCUUGGUACUGGAGGAGAUCGCGAAAAAGAAGGACACAAUCAUCACUUCCGUUGCUUUGGCAUAUGUCAUGCACAAAUCGCCCUACGUGUUCCCCAUCGUAGGUGGUCGAAAGAUUGAUCAUCUGAAGGGAAACAUCCAGGCGCUUCAGCUCAAGCUCACGGAUGAGGAUAUCGAGAAGAUCGAUGGUGCAUAUGGUUUCUCGCUUGGCUUCCCGUAUACUUUCUUCAAUCCCAAGAAUCAGAUUGUGCUUGGGCCGGAAGAUAAUAUGUUUAAC